AUGAUGAUGACCAUUGCGAGGCGGGGGGGAUUCUCCUGGCCUGAAAGGGUAGGGGUCCAGGGCGCCGUCUCUAUCGCGAACGCCGUCUCUAUCGCGGAUGCCCUCUCGAUCGGGGGUACGGAUGAGAUCGACCUGGACCUCCAAGAUCGUCGGCUACGGACGACAGUGAAAUACCCCGCGUUCCAGGCGACGCCUCACACAAUCACGGGCCUUUUGGAGCUCAAUUCAGACUUCUUGCUGGAGGAAGGCAAAGGCCAGCUCGCAGACGUAACGGCGAUAGUCAUUGCAUCUCCUUCGCUGGAGGCGCAAUUGGAGGCGCUGUUGGUCAGUACCGUCCAACCCUGUCAGGUGUGGGUGGCGAUGCCCGCCAUGGAGACAGCAGAAAACCUCGCGGUGACGAGCACCUAUCAGAAGAGCAACCGGUUCGGGAAACGCCUCCAUCUCGUGAAAUCCGACUUUUUUUCCGACGGGGCCCCCGGAGUGGUAGGGGGGGGGGGGCGUGGCAGCGGGGGAGAUGGAAGAUUUUUCGACGUGAAAACCGGGAUGUUUCAGCUGUCAAUGCAAGCCGACACCACGUUCAUCUGGUUGAUGGAACCUGACGUGCUGCCUGGCUCGAGGUUCCUGUACCUUCUCAUGCACGUCUCUAUGGUUAAGGACAUGGCGGGAGUGUACGGCAGCGAGGGAGGCGUGAUGCCCGCCGCGCAAACGCGACAUCGGAGCGAUACAAGCGCCUCCUUCGACCGAGGGGCGACGACCCCGUUCGCCCUGUGGGAUACCCCGACCUCCUCCGCACGGCAUCAAGAACAAGAACACCGACACCUGUCCGACGCCGCCGACGCCGUUCCUUCGGGCGAAGAAGCAGCAGCGGGGGCCCCGCGGAUACCAGUCGACGGCGACGAGGGCGGGGGGGUGGCGUUGGGUUUGGGGGGAGCGGCUGUGUCGGGCACGGCUGUGUCGGUGCUGUCUCCCGCGGACGUGCUGUUUUCGCAGUGGUUCCUUCACAAGGACCUCAUAAGGCUGCUCUUCCGAGAGAAGUGGGCGGGGGUCGCGUCCGGGAACGGGGGCAAGGGCGGGCCUGCGGCGCUCGCCCUCUCGUACAGCCUGAGGCGGUACGCCGGCGUCCCAAGCUACGUGCUACCCUCGGACCCUGCCCUCCCAGAGUACAGCGGGAACAUGUCAGCCGGGCUGCCCCCCGGCAAGCUUGACAUCCAGGGUAUCAGCAAAGCAGCAGAAGCAGCCGCGGUAGCAGCGGGAUUCGCUCGCCGAAAGAAAACGUUCCGGCGGCGGACCAGAGACGCCCCCGACCAAUCGAGGAGAAGGCUAGCCAGAGAUGGUGCUGUUGCUGCCUCUGCCCCCGAUCAAUCGAGGCGAAGACUAGGCAGCCUCGCGUCGCCAUCGGACCGAAACUCGAGAGCGUUACAGGCGGCCAGCGGCGGCCGCGGCGAUGCUUCUGCUAGAGGAGACACCGACGGUUCGCCCUCCUCGCUUGUGCGGCGGCUGGACGAACCGCAGCUGCGGGCGCAGUUCCGAGACCUCUCGGCGAGGGGGGGGCAGUUCUUCCGAACCGCCGACCACUCCCCCGAGGACCUGGUGCUCAUCGUCGUGGACGGCCGGGACCAGGCGGAGUUACUUGGGCCUCUCUACCGGCAGAUCGUGGAGGGGGGCGGGGCAGCCGCUUCGGGUGGCGCAGAGGUGUUUAUCGUUUUGAUAACGCAUGGCCCCGACAGUGUCGGAGAUGAGACAUCCCCACAGCAACAGCAGCAAGAGGCUCUUGGAGCCCCCCCUGUGCGUACGACAGCUCGCCGCGACUGCAGAGAGGUAGCCGAGGCACUAGGUGUGUCCCCGUCGAAGACGCCAGCAGACGGCGGCAGCAGCAACAACAACGCCGGUCGAAGCAAAACGGGUGGGGGUAACGGGGACAUGAACCACCUAAUACAGCGACCCAGGGGGCUCGGUGAAGUGUUCGGCGAGGGGAAGGGGGGGGGAGAGACGAGGUGGGACCAGCUUACCAGGUGGCUGGGUGGCAAGGCGCAAGGGUCGGACGAGAUGAGAAGCCACCGCUUCCUGACCCCCGAGGAGUUCUGCCUCGGACACGCCUUCGGGGUUUUCCACGUGCGGGUAGGACAAGACUACAGGCAGGCGGCGGGAAGACCACUGGACCCCUUCUUGGAAGUCUAUCACGGGCUUUCGGAGGUGCUCCAGUUGACUGCGCCCAAAAUCGUGGCCUACAUCGACGCGCCCCAUGAGCAUGAAGUACUUCCAAGCGGCGAGGCGAAGAAGAAGAAGAAGGGCAGACCCACCGCGCUGGACGCAAUGUUGGCGGCUCCGUCGGACUAUGCUCCGGAGGAGACGGUGGUGAGGGCCGUGGAGGCGGCGGUGAGGAGCGCAGGGGGGGGAGGGUCUACCCCCCGUCCGAUCGGGAUGCCGCUCCCGGGCGGUGCCGCCGCUGGAGCGGAGGCCGCGAAGGUGCUAGCGUAUCUCCCCGGGGGGUCCCUGGAGCGAUGGAAGAAGCCGGCCAUCACCCUCGUCCUUGUUCAUUCCACCCGCGAGCCCGCCACCAUGCUGUCGCGGUCUCUCUGGGCCCUCUCUGAGGCCUACUACGUGGGGGACAGCGUGGAGUUGCGGCUUGUGCUAGACCCCAGAGCUGUGGGGGACCCCAUGAUCGACAAGAUUGUGAGGGAUUUCGAAUGGAAGUGGGGAAACUUGGACGUGACCUACUCCUCGGAACCUUUCGGCACCAUCAACGGAGGCAGCGGCGGCGGUGACUCCGAGCUUCCCGCCGGACUCGCUGCUCUAGAGGCGUUUGGCGGCCCCGGGAAACACAGUCACAUCAUCCCCAUGUUCUCCGGAGCCCGUCCGGACCCCAACUUCUACGCCUGGCUCAAGGUCGCCGUCAUGAACGAAGGCUACGCCCCCCGUCCCGUCCCGGGCCUGCCGCUGGAGUCCUGGCCUCUCCAGCGCUCCCUGGGGCUUGGCGACGGCAGCAAGAACUAUGAAAACAAUCCUCCUCCGGGGAAAGGAGACCUCAUGCGAAGGAGAACCCCCGCCGACGUCAUGCAAAUGUGGGGAAAAUUCCUAGCGCUGUCCGUGGACGUCCCGCAGGGCCCGUGCCCGGACGACGAUCCUGGGGGUCCCGCGGGUUGCUCGCGGAUGUGGAUGUACGGGAGCGAGGCCUGGGGCGCGCUUAGGGAGCGCUGUCGGGCUGGCUUAGCUGUCGCUGGUGCUGGGGAGGCGGGGGGUGAGCGUGGACGGCCAGGGGAGUUGCAGCCGCUAGAGGUGGCGUGUGCGGUGGGGGACGUGGCGAAUAGGGGGGACGACUGGGGGCUGGAGGCUGUGCACGUGUGUGGGGCAGGGCCGCGGGGGGAUGGGGAGUGGCAGCGUGCGCGUGUUUGGGAGGUGUACCCUCUCCAGCGAGGGGGCUAGCACACGCGCGGUUGAGGGCCUCCUCUUUGUCGUUGUUGUCGCCUUGCUGUUGCCUCAAGUUGUGCGGGAUUCCUUCUCCUUCUCCUUCUCGUUGAAUCAUCAUCGUUUUUGUAGUAUAGCUCGUGGAUGGGUGGAGGGGUGUGUGCCUGCGUUGUCCCUGCAAGAAGCGACAGGUCAGGAUACGUGAUACGUGGUGCACAACGUAUCUUUCCCGCCGCUGACAGCAAACAGCACGUUUGACAACACGCAUUUCACAAUACGGCAAAAGUGUCCCGUACGGGGCGUUUUUCCACGUCGGAGAUGAUGGCGUCACGCGAGUUGUUAUCGUCUCGGUUUUGGCUUUUUUUUUUUAUGAUUACCCUGUUGGACCCUUGUCCUGUGGUCUUGCAUAAAACUUGAUACCAACAACUACCCGGCGUAUGGGCUCGUUCCGCCGGUUAACAGCCAGUAGUGGGCGAUGGAGAGGAAGGGAGAGGGAAAACGGCUACACACACCAGUGAAUGCGUGAUAUCCCUCCUCGGUGUAGUGUUUGUUUGAUUGCGAUGGCACGGCUGGGUGUAAAGUAGUGCACUGCGGAUUCUCUGUUGUGUAGAGAGACGGGCAGGUCGGUACAGGCGGGGACGAUGCAAGUGCUCCCCCGCACCAAUUCGUUGGUACAGUGGGGACACUGCAUGGUUCCGUUUGAGCAUUCGCGCACUCUUGUGUGGGAGUAUAUAUUAUUGGUGCUUGGUUGAUUUCGUCUCUUUGUUAUGGUAGGAGGUUGCGUUCGCUUCCCAUGUCGU
Ectocarpus siliculosus is the source of this 4205-nucleotide messenger RNA. Lineage: Eukaryota; Phaeophyceae; Ectocarpales; Ectocarpaceae. The record is from the annotation of a GenBank genome assembly.